GUGAGCUUAUUAGACGGACUUUUUGCCUUUUCCUCGUUAGCACAGAAAUUUCCCACACACACAAACACUCGAGCAUACAAAGACGAUUUGAGUAGAUUUAGCACUUUCCAUUUCUUGGACGCGGUGAAAAUCUGUGUGGUCUUUUGGAGUUUAAGUAUAGUAAAGUUACAAGCGACAGAAGUCAUUCUUUGUGAGUGAAAAGCUUGAGAGAUGUUACAGUUGAAAUUCCCCCUUGUGAAAUUGAACAUGUGAGUAAAUUUUCCACCAGAAAAGUUUAUACAUUUCGUGUGCCUGUGGCGAGGAGAAGAGUCUUAAAAAUACACCAUCACACAGACACAAGUGGCUUCAGUGCAGUUCCUUAUGUGUUGUUAAUUUAUAUUUAAACCCAAUGUGCCUGGUACGAUCGAGUGGAUCCGUCCGGACGCCACUCUCAUCACAUCCCAGCACAUUUCGACUGCAUUUGACGAGAGAAAUACGGCUGGGAAGCUGUGCUGCCAGAAAUCAACCCGCGGGGUGGCGAAUUUGCCACCGCUAAUUGCGCACACAUCAGCAACCCUGAAGGCCAGUGUCGAAGAGCCAAAGUUGGAACGAUUUCUACUCUCUUGCGCACUUUCUCUUGCUCCCCAUUGUGACUUUUGCGCUAUUUUUGCUGUUGAUGUGAGGAUUUUCAAUUAAAUUUUGCGGUCAGAAAACACAUCCGAAAGCAAGCGAGAGAGAGAGAGAGUGAAAGACAUUUUGUGUUGUGCUCCGCGCGGCGAUUUGGCAGCCGGUGGAGAACACACAGGAAAAAGGGGAGCAGACAGUUUGUGGGGUACGAAUGUGGAAUUCGGGAAAUUCGGUCACACAACACAGUGAUGAUGCACGCAGAGAUGCAAGCUUGAUGAGCUGAGAGGACGCAGACGAGAUGAACACAAAUCGCAAGAAUAUCGGACACAUUCACAGAGUCCGGGAAUUUGAGCUAGAAAAGGUGAGCCUCGCUGAUGAAUUUGAUAUCCUGCAAAUUGUCGGCGAGGGAUGGUUCGGCAAGAUCCUGCUGGUGGAGCACAAGGCCACGGACAUGGAGAUGGUACUGAAGGCACUGCCGAAGCCCUACGUCUCCCUGCGCGACUUCUAUCGCGAAUUCCACUUUGGGCUGCACUUGGGCGCCCACAAGAACAUCGUCACCACAUACGAUGUGGCCUUCGAGACAGCCGGCUUCUACGUCUUCACGCAGGAGUACGCGCCACUGGGCGAUCUCACGUCCAACGUCCUGGACACGGGCAUCGGGGAGAUCCACUCGAAGAAGGUGGCCAAGCAGAUCGCCUCGGCCCUGGAUUACAUGCACUUCAGAGACAUCGUCCAUCGUGACGUGAAACUGGACAACGUCCUCGUGUUCAAGUCCGACUUUUCCCGCGUGAAACUCUGUGACUUUGGCGAAUCCAGGAGGAUCAACGCCAGCGUUCAGCGCCGCAACGAGUGGCUGGCCUACAGUCCUCCGGAAGUCCUGGCUGUGCGCACGGACGACACUUACAAGACAAAUCCAUCGCAUGACGUGUGGCAGUUCGCAAUUGUGGUGUUUGUGUGCCUCACAGGCUGUCUUCCGUGGCAAAAAGCGGCUCAAGAUGAUCCUCGCUAUGUGCGCUACUACGCCUGGCACACUUCCAACCUGGCAUUUCCUCUCAAAAGACAACCCAAACUAUUCAAACUCGUCUCGGCGCGUGCCAGCAAAAUGUUCCGUAAGUUUCUGGAGCCGCGAUUCGAGCGGCGACCCAAGAGCCUCAGUGAGCUUUCGAAGUUCCUUGACGAUCGAUGGCUGGCCAAAGGGGCUGAGAAGGAGAUAUCAUCUAACGAACCUGAUGAACUCUGCCCGUCGAUGUACUCCUUCCACAGCAGUCCCGAGGAGAAGAACAAGCUUCUGUCCGCCUUGGCUGAGGCGGGAAUUGAGACAACCGUUGAUCGCGUGGCGAAGAAGGCGCGCAUUCGCGACUGGAUUCAAUCCUCCGUGAUCACAGAGGAGGACGAAGAGGAGGAUGACUCAGGCACAAACACACCUUCGUCCACCAUGUCCAGAACCCCUGUGGCUGGCCAUGUGUCCUCGGUGAAGGCGGAGGAGCAGCAGCAGGAGCAGAAGUACAACAGCACCGUGAAGGACGCUUCGAAGAAGCACAUUGAUCCGCGCACGGGAAUGAUUCAGAACGGUCCCAGUGAAAUGCGAGCUUCUGAGCAGAUAAUUGAAGAUCAAGCUCAAGACGUCAAGAAAGAAGUCCCCAACGGUGUGAAGAUGAACGGAAAUCACGCUGAAGACGUUGAUCGUCGCAUGUCAGUCGCAUCGACAGGAUCAACCAUGCAGACAAUGGUGAAUGCUCGACUAGAGAUCCCCAUGAAGGGUCCUAGCAACAACAUAAGAACCUACAAUGAGACACAAAACUACUCCUCGAGAUCCCUGAAGAACAACGCCAAUGAUCGCGGCCCAAUCUCCAAGGGAAUCAUGUCAACCAUCAGAUCAUUUGCCAAUGCAACCGUUCCCGAGCUGGCGAACUCCUUCGCUGCAGCUGGAAAGGGUCAGAAGGAGAAGGAUCCGGAGAAUGCAGCACCGACAGUCAUCUCCCCAGUCGCCGUCAAGAGAUCUUCCGUGCGAUCUUCAGACUCGGGCGGAUCACUUCUCAUCAACAAUUCAUCUUCCUCGAAGGAUCCCAGCCCCUUUGACUCUGAUGACAUCGAGAGUUCGCGCGGUUCCACGGGCUUUGUGAAUCUUGUUGGCUCAUCAACGGCAAUGACAUCAUCCAUGAAGGACACUCCAUAUGAUCGCGUGGUGCCUAAACAGAAGAAGAAAUGACCUCUUCCCCAUUUUUGACUCAUAUAAAUAAUCCCAGAUCAUCAAUAAACACAAUGUUCCAGAUAAA
Molecule: messenger RNA, 2882 nt
Organism: Phlebotomus argentipes
Lineage: Eukaryota; Metazoa; Arthropoda; Insecta; Diptera; Psychodidae
Product: serine/threonine-protein kinase meng-po
Exons: 5
Coding region: 905-2815 (636 amino acids)
Biological process (GO): peptidyl-serine phosphorylation; peptidyl-threonine phosphorylation
Molecular function (GO): protein serine/threonine kinase activity; ATP binding
Source: RefSeq, a predicted model, not a curated record